AUGGGAUACCUUGGCAGCCGUUUCUCGAGCGUCCUUCCUACGUACGAUCCCGCUCCAAAUCCAUUCAAAUUGCUAGCGUCAGUGAAUCAGAAGCAAUGGAUGUUUUUCCUCAUCGCAUUCUUUGCGUGGACGUGGGAUGCCUUCGACUUCUUCACGGUGUCCUUGACUGUCAGCGACCUCGCAACACAAUUCCAUAAGACAAAUGCUGAUAUCACUUGGGGGAUCACACUUGUUCUUAUGUUUCGAUCUAUUGGUGCUAUUACCUUUGGUAUUGCCUCUGAUCGAUAUGGACGGAAAUGGCCCUUUGUGAUCAACAAUUUGUUGUUUAUCGUUCUUGAACUCGGCACCGGGUUCACUCAAACGUAUCACCAGUUUCUCGCCGUCCGCGCUCUAUUCGGCAUUGCUAUGGGUGGUCUGUAUGGAAAUGUAGCGGCUACUGCACUUGAAGACGCUCCAGAAGCAGCAAGGGGUAUUCUUUCUGGCAUGAUGCAGCAGGGCUAUGCAUUUGGAUAUCUCCUAGCCACAGUGUUCUCAAGGGGACUAGUUGAUACUACCUCUCAUGGGUGGCGACCUCUCUUCUGGUUUGGUGCCUGCCCGCCGGUACUACUCAUCGUCUUCCGUCUGAUGUUGCCGGAGACAGAUGCAUAUGUCGAACGGGUUGCAAUGAGAGCGGAACUCGACAGUGUUGGGAAAGUCUUUAUCACUGAGGGGAAAGUGGCCAUGAAGAAACACUGGUUAUUAUUGAUAUACAUGGUCUUGCUCAUGGCAGGAUUCAACUUUAUGUCCCACGGAUCUCAAGAUCUAUACCCGACUAUGCUGACGAACCAAUACAACUUCUCCGCUAAUGAGGUCACCGUCACACAAGUCGUUGCCAACCUUGGCGCCAUGCUCGGUGGAACGACAGUUGGUUACUCAUCACAGAUCUUCGGCAGACGAUUUUGUAUCAUUGUCAUGUGUGUUCUUGGUGGUGCUUUACUCUACCCGUAUACUUACGUUAGCAAUACUGGAGUCAUUGCGGCAGCCUUUUUCGAGCAGUUUUGUGUCCAGGGAGCGUGGGGUGUUAUUCCCAUUCACCUUAUGGAACUCUCACCACCAGCUUUCCGGACCUUCGUGGUUGGAACAUCCUAUCAGCUCGGAAAUCUCGUCUCCUCCGCUUCUUCCACUAUUGAGGCCACAAUUGGGGAGCGAUUCCCCUUGGCUCCCAAGAUCAGUGGCGGCAAAGCGACCAAGAGGUACCAGUACGGGAAAGUUAUUUGUAUUUUUCUCGGAUGUGUCUUCGCAUACAAUCUGCUUCUUACAUUCCUCGGCCCCGAAGACCGAGGCCGCAGUAUGCGUGUGUUUGAUGACGACGACAUUGAGGAUGUAAAGGGCCAUCAUCAUGCUGUCAUGGAAGGCAACUUGGAGGAGGUUCCUACAAACCGCAUUCGAAAGAACGGGGCGGUCGAGCUAGUUGAGAACGUUUAG
Hyaloscypha bicolor E is the source of this 1464-nucleotide messenger RNA. RefSeq names its product MFS general substrate transporter. Gene Ontology annotation, molecular function: secondary active monocarboxylate transmembrane transporter activity. The transcript is spliced from 5 exons. Gene Ontology annotation, cellular component: plasma membrane. The record is from RefSeq and is a predicted model, not a curated record. Gene Ontology annotation, biological process: plasma membrane lactate transport. NCBI's taxonomy places the organism in Eukaryota, Fungi, Ascomycota, Leotiomycetes, Helotiales, Hyaloscyphaceae. Bases 1 to 1464 code for a protein of 487 amino acids.